Molecule: messenger RNA, 1379 nt
Organism: Coregonus sp. 'balchen'
Lineage: Eukaryota; Metazoa; Chordata; Actinopteri; Salmoniformes; Salmonidae
Source: the annotation of a GenBank genome assembly
AUGGCUGAUCAUCAUCUUUUACAUUAUUGCGACUCAGCUGCGGUUGGGAACCGUUUCGCCCGCAAAGGUGCUCUGCGGCAGAAAAACGUGCAUGAAGUCAAAAAUCACAAAUUUACUGCCAGGUUUUUCAAGCAACCGACAUUCUGCAGUCAUUGCACAGACUUCAUAUGGUAAGCAUCAAUGCUCUUGUGCACCCGUCAUUGUGUGAAAGGGGAGAGGAAAAGUUGGUGCGCUCUCAUUGCGCUCGUGUUAGUGUAUUUUCUUGUUUACCCUAUUUGUUGUUUUGUAUAAUGCAAAAUAGGUCUGCCUUAUGUAAAGUGUACAAUAGUUUUGACAGAGGCACUGCUAUUAGACUCAUUAUUAGCCUAUUAGGCGCUUAUCCUCGCAAAAAUGUAUACUUUGUUAAUUCAAAUUACACCUUAUGUUAUCAACUUAAUUGGAUGUAGUAGUUAUGAAUGUUCAAUAAAUUCCAUUUGAUGCAAACAGUAAAUAAUUUCACAGGCGCGAUUCUCGUUAAAUCAUAUGGCGCUCGCACUUCACCUUACAAAAACACCCUUCUGCGCGCUGAUUGGCAACUAGAACUCAGUGCUCCCGAAUUGGGUAUGGAUCUGAUGCUAAUGUGCCAAUUGUUUACCGACCAGGCCAUACUAAACUCUCCCCAUAAAGCCUAUGUCUCUGAUGAUUGAGGGGGUGUAUCAGAUAUUGUUGUUUAUUUUGCACUCGCAUUCAGUAAGCUAUUGAAUUGAUCUUUCCCUUCUUUUGAAGUCUAAUUUCCCUCCUCCCCACAUCUUUCCAUGCUCAUGUCUUAUAGCCUGGACACAUCCGUAAACUCUCCAUCCAUUGUACGUCCACCACACAUCUUGCCAUGCUCAGGUCUUAUAGCCUGGAGACGUCUAAACUCUCCAUCUAUUGUACAUGAAUACAAUCAAAUGAUACAGCAGUAACCAUACUGCUAGCUCUGGUCCAGGGCUUUACUAGCAGAGGAAAGUGCACUAAUGCCCUGGACCACAGCUACCCCACUGGGCACAGAUGUCAGUUUACAUUUGGUUGAGCUGUCAACUAAUGUGAAUUCAGUGUAAAAUCAAAACGUUUCACGUCAUUGGAUUUAGCUUAAAAGUUGGGUUAAUUAAAAAAAUACUAAAUGCCCUUAAGUUGACUUUUUGCAAAUCCAAAUUGAUUCAACCUCGUCACAUUGAUUUGUGUUGAAAUGAUGUGGAAAAUGUUGAUUCAACCAGUUUUUGCCCAGUGGGACCCUAAUGUAUGACUUGAAGGAGCAUCAUUAGAAGGACAGGUAAGAACACCAUCUGUCCUGCUGUCACUGACUGCUCCUUCUCACUGCUUUUCACAGGGGAUUUGGGAAACAAGGAUUCCAGUGCCAA